This is a messenger RNA of Ostrinia furnacalis (Asian corn borer), 2136 nucleotides long. Its product is annotated as zinc finger protein 26-like. The transcript has a single exon. NCBI's taxonomy places the organism in Eukaryota, Metazoa, Arthropoda, Insecta, Lepidoptera, Crambidae. Bases 415 to 1923 code for a protein of 502 amino acids. The record is from RefSeq and is a predicted model, not a curated record.
CAUUAAGACUAAUCCAGUGUAGGCUUAAUCUAAAACUGUGACAAAAUAUAGACGCACAAUUACAGCAAGAAACAUUUCUUUUCAGGUGAAAUCGCGCGCCCUAACGGAUGGUGCGCCUCUGAGCGCCGGCGGAAUAACUUGAGAAUACUAUUCAACUACACCACAGUGUUGCCUUUUAAGUGGAGACGCCGUUUCCAAUGCUUCUACUGCAACAAAAACUAUGCAGAGUACGAUGGCUUCAAAAAACACACCAAAUCCCAUGACCCAUGUAGCACCAACGAUAACGCAUUGAGACUCAUCAGAGGGGCGCACAUUGAAAUUAAGAUUGACGUGUCAGAAGUAACGUGUGAAAUAUGCAACGAACCUUUCGCAGACUGGCCGGAAAUCGUCGAUCAUUUAAUCUUUAAACACAAAAUGGAAUUCGAUAAAACUGUAGAAAUACCCAUCCAGGCUUACAGGUUAGCCGAUUUGAAGUGCUUGUUCUGUGAAGAGAGUUUCACGUAUUUCGGUUAUUUGAUUACCCAUGUAAACAUGGCACAUCCUCAGAAUUGCUACAUUUGUGACGAUUGUGGGGUGAAGUUCAAUAAAAAACGAGAUUUAGCCGUCCACUUUCGGUCGUACCACCGCAAAGGGGGAUAUCCUUGUGACCAGUGCCCACUUGUGUUUGAAAAUUUCUGCACUCGGCGUACGCACCGAAACAACGUUCACUUUAGGAAGUGUUCAUGCUGCAGCCUAAGGUUUACUACACUAAGUUUGUUAAAGAAACAUAUAUCUGCGGCACACCCUAACACUGGUAGUCUAACUUGCGAGUACUGUGCCAAAUUGUGCCAAUCGCUGCAAGGCUUGCGACUGCACAAAAGCAAGUGCCGAGUCAGACUGUUAUCUACCACUAACGACACGGUAGACAGCUCUGUAUCUACCGAGCCAAAAAAGAAGCAAAACAUACAACAAAUUCGUCAGAACAUACACUGCAUUUUGAACAUGUCCACGGCUAUACCUUUUAAAUUCUUCUCUUCGUUCUCCUGCUUUUAUUGCUCCAAGAAGUUCGUAGAAUUUGACGAUCUUAAACAGCACACGGUAACGGAACAUCCUAUCUGCGACCUCAAAUCGAAAUCUAUAAAGAAUUGCAAGGGGCAAAGGGUAUGUGUCAAAGUAAAUAUAGCAUCUCUCCAAUGUAAGCUCUGCUGUCAACCAAUGGAAAAUUUGGACGUCCUGAUUGAUCAUUUAAUAUCGGAACACAGCGCCAGUUACGACAAGUCCGUCGUAGGUUGUUUAGAGCCGUUCCGCAUAAUCAAAGACAACAUACCCUGCCCACAAUGCCCGGACCGCACUUUUAGAUAUUUCGGGAUCUUGCAACGGCAUAUGAAUUCGGAUCACAGCAACAACAACAAAAUUUGCGACUUCUGCGGUCGUACUUUCAAGAACGUCAUCAAUUUAAAAGUCCAUAUAUCCCACUCUCACUCCGGCAGCGCCGAAUGUAAUACUUGUGGGGUGAAGUUCAAAAACCAAUGGUGUCUCGCAAGGCACCGUGCUAAGUCGCACGAUGUUAAAAAUUACAAAUGCCCCAAGUGCCCUGAAUUCUUUAAAUCCCAAUACGACAAGCAAAAGCAUUUGAUAAAAGUUCACGAUACCGGUCACAAGUGUGAGCAUUGUGGGAAGAUGUUCACGAGGAAUUCGUUUAUGAAAGACCACAUAAGAAGGACGCAUUUGAAAGAGAAGAACGUGCCGUGUAAUUUGUGUGGUGAGAAAUUUUUCGAUAAUUAUCUUCUGAGGUUACACAAGGUGAAACACGACGGGGAAAGGAAAUUUACCUGUAGCUUUUGUGGAAAAGCCUUCUAUAGAAAGAGCAAUCUGCACACGCAUACGGAAAUGCAUAACAAAUACGGGCACGCGAUUGGGCUGUUACAGGACAUUAAAAAAUAGCGCUGUAGGGCUACUCUGAAACGCUGUUUACUUAGCUUCAAGUCUAUCCGUCACCGUCUCAUGUCAUCUCGCUUUGCGUGAGAGGGAUGGCAACAUUCGAAACGGAUCACGUUUUUCGGAGUAACCUCCCUGCCUAUCUUUAGUCGAAUAUUACAGAGGUAUACCGCAUAACUGAGUAGGUUACGUGUGACGUAAUGGAGCUGUCACAGUAGU